Cylicostephanus goldi is the source of this 625-nucleotide messenger RNA. The record is from the annotation of a GenBank genome assembly. NCBI's taxonomy places the organism in Eukaryota, Metazoa, Nematoda, Chromadorea, Rhabditida, Strongylidae.
UGUGUAUUUGUGUACGAACACGCGCGUAUCGAUUAGACGGUUUCAUGAAUCAACUGCUUUUUUAGGCGACUCUGACUCUGUUUCGUUACUGUAGGUACUUUUGGCGGUGCAGGCUCUUGAGAAUGUGUUCCUGGAAAAACAGAAAUUACUUCUAGCUUGCCCAAAACAAAACGAGGAACUGAAGGAAAGGCUGGUCAUAGUUAGAUUUAUAUUCUUUUUCGAAAGUCAGUUCAUUUGGAGAAACAGUCUACUUCUAGAAGACGGGAACCCGUUAACGAUCAAGUUCAAUGAAGCAGGUGAUUUAUCAAAUGCCAUGUUUUGUGUGGAAGAAAGACAACAGUAUAGGUUACGCAUAGACUUACUGGUUAAUAAAAAUGUAAAAGAACUCAGAUAUGUGCACUAUUUUAAGAAGCUUCGAAUGAGAUGGUUAAACAAAGAAUUUUCACUAGGACCGUUGGCCCUACAAAAUGAUGUGCAAAAUAUCGCACUGCCAUUUCAAACUGCUCCUCAAGGCAAGUUCGUAAAUACUAAGUCAGCUUACAAUAAAAUAGCAGUAAGCUGGAAGUGCCAGCAACUGGCGCCCAAAGGCUCUGAAUGGUGCUGUGGGGUUGUGCUCCAACAUUGA